This is a messenger RNA of Nylanderia fulva, 1299 nucleotides long. Its product is annotated as coiled-coil domain-containing protein 86. Gene Ontology annotation, cellular component: nucleolus. The record is from RefSeq and is a predicted model, not a curated record. Lineage: Eukaryota; Metazoa; Arthropoda; Insecta; Hymenoptera; Formicidae.
CUGUGCGACAUGCCAUGUGGGGAAAUAACCUACAAAAUUGUUUACACGCAGAGAAAUACAUAUUUUGACUGCACAUUUUAUUAACAUUUUUCAAUUAUGGAGAGUGGAGAAAAAAUAACGCGCAUGGAAGAUAUAUUAAACAGAACUGCGACGUCAGUGCAGACUAAAGAUGUAUUAAAUUCUUCAUCUAGUAUCGAGAAACACGAAAAACCAAAUAUUCCAAGAGGCAAACCAAAAUCUGGUAGGAUAUGGAAAGAAGAGAAAACCAAGUUUUCUUCGAUAAUUAAAACACGUGGAAUCAGAUUAUCACUAGCUAAAAAACAAAAGUUGAGAGAUGAUCUAAAACGUGUUAAAGAAAUGUCAAGAGAGAUCACACAAAAACAAGCAGAAAAAGAGGCUAAGAAGGAACGAAGAAGAGAAAAUUUGAGGAGAGCGGAAGAGAAUCGAAAGAAGAGCGAAAUUGUACAAGUUAUUAAAAAUCCUGCAAAAAUAAAAAGAAUGAAAAAGAAGCAGAUAAGAAUGAUCGAAAAGAGAGACACUAUUAACAUGUAAUAAUAACAUGAAAAAUAUAUAUAUAAAUAGGACACUGAAUCAAGUAUAUAAAAUAGUUAUUUGUUAAAUUAUGCUUAAUAAAAGUAUUUUUAAUCUCUAGUAUAUAAAUUUCUGUUUGUUUUUUUUUUUUUUUUUUAAAGAAAAGUCAAUCUUCUACACAGCUGUGACACAUUUUUUUUCUCUUUCACGUGCGACUUGUAUCGCUACAAAAUCUUCAAGUUCCGUUUGCAGAUCAUAAUUUCUAUCAUGUAACCACUGCAAUAUUGAAUAUAAAUUCAUGUAAUUAUAAACAUAGUUUAAUAGUUUAUACACAUUUUUAUAGUAGAGUAACUUACUUUUGUUCUAACCCACUUUGGCAAAUAGUUAAGUCUACGUGGCUCCUGAUACCUACACAAAUUAUUUUAAUAAGAACUUUAUUUUUAUUCUUUUAUAUUUCUUCUUACUUUUACAUACCUUUCAUCCACCAGUAACACUGCACCCCAAUCAUCUUUGUGCCUAAUACAACGGCCUAGUGCCUGGUUUAAUGCUCUAAAUGCAUCUACAGUAUACCAUUCUGAACCAGACAAGAAUCCUUUAGACUUAUUAGAAUCAUUAUAUUUUUUCUUCAUAUCGACAGCUAUAUCGGUUUGAUUUUUAUACGGUAUACCGACCUAAUAAAGAGUAUGUUAUACACUUAUGCUGCAUGUGCGUAAAUAUAUGCAUAGAUAUGUAAAUAAAAUUAGUAUGAAUUAAAAAAUGUUACCACUA